UGUGUGUGUGUGUGUGUAUGUGUGCGUGUGUGUGUGGGGUGCGCGCGCAGUGUAGGUGUAAACUGGAGAGAACGCAGGACGGGAGGCGGACGCGCUGUGAAAGCUCUACAGAAAUGGACGGCAUCAGUGAUGUUGCAGUUGGCGUGAAGAGAGGAUCAGACGAGCUGAGUAUGUACAACAGUCCCAACUCUGGCAUGAGCAGUAUCAGCGAUGGUGCUUCAAAUGGCAGUGACAGUAAAAAGCUCAGGGUGGAGGAGGCCCCUCCAUCUCGUGUGCUCCACAUCAGGAAGCUUCCCAACGAGGCCUCAGAGACGGAAGUCAUUGCCCUCGGCUUGCCUUUUGGCAAAGUCACCAACAUCCUCACACUCAAGGGAAAGAACCAGGCCUUCUUGGAGAUGGGGACAGAGGAGGCAGCCAUCACUAUGAUUAACUACUACACCACAGUAACUCCUCAUAUCCGCAAUAUCCCCAUCUUUAUUCAGUACUCCAAUCACAAGGAACUCAAAACUGAUGCUGGAAAUCAGCGGACCCAGGCAGUGCUGCAGGCGGUGUCAGCAGUCCAGUCUGGCGGCUCACCAAGCUCAGACGUUCAGGAUGCCCUCGCAGCAGCCUCCAGUCCUGUGCUGCGUAUCAUCAUCGACAACAUGUUCUACCCAGUAACGCUGGAUGUGCUGCAACAGAUUUUCUCCAAGUUUGGCACAGUUAUGAAGAUAAUCACAUUUACAAAGAACAAUCAGUUCCAGGCCCUUCUACAGUUCAGUGAUCCUGUUAAUGCACAGCAGGCAAAACUGGCAUUGGAUGGUCAGAACAUAUACAACUCGUGCUGCACACUGCGUAUCGACUUCUCCAAGUUGGUUAACCUAAAUGUCAAGUACAACAAUGAUAAGAGUCGUGACUACACACGACCUGAGCUUCCUGCUGGUGACGGACAGCCCAGCCUCGACACCACGGUGGCAGCUGCCUUCAGUAAAGAUUCCAAUUCUCUCCUCGGUAAGAUCCCAGGAGCCCUGAGCCCUCUGAGCGCAGCAGCAGCGGCAGCUGCUGCUGCAGGGAGGGUGGCCCUAGCUGGACAGACAGGGUCCAGCGGGGUCCUGCUGGUCAGCAACCUCAACGAGGAGAUGGUUACGCCCCAAAGUCUGUUUACCCUCUUCGGAGUGUACGGUGAUGUCCAGAGGGUGAAAAUACUCUACAAUAAGAAGGACAGCGCUCUCAUUCAGAUGUCAGACGCCAACCAGGCCCAGCUGGCAAUGAGCCACCUGAAUGGUCAAAAGGUGUAUGGGAAGAUCAUCCGAGUGACCCUGUCGAAGCAUCAGACGGUGGCACUGCCCCGUGACGGCCUGGAUGACCAGGGCCUGACCAAGGACUUUGCCAAUUCUCCACURCAUCGCUUUAAGAAACCYGGAUCCAAAAACUUUCAGAACAUCUUCCCGCCCUCUGCCACCCUCCACCUCUCCAACAUCCCGUAAGUACCACAGCAGUCAGCACAGAAUCAGUCAGAUCUGUAGAGAGGUGGCUGGAGGAGYCYAUGCCUCAAUUCUCCCUCAUAACACACAGAGGUGGAGGGUGUUGUUAAUAUAGGUCCACUAGGGAACUACAGUAUUUUUGAAUUGCACAAUGGCAAAAUAGAGGAAUAAAGGAACAGAGGAAAAGAUCUGGCUCUCUUCAAAGAGCUGUAAUUCCCWUCACUACUCCAUAUCCUUCUGGAAAGCCCUGCAGGCUCCUUGUACACAGGAAUGUGAUGAAACAACACCAGACAAAGCAUUUGACAAUAGUGGCUUAGUUUUUGUUUGUAAUGAAAAAUGGAUUUUGGAGAGAAAACCUGUUUAAACAUAGCAAAACAUGAAUGGCACUCAGUAAAAAGCACAUCCCUCGGCCAACCAAAUGAAAUU
This is a messenger RNA of Paralichthys olivaceus (Japanese flounder), 1889 nucleotides long. The record is from RefSeq and is a predicted model, not a curated record. Lineage: Eukaryota; Metazoa; Chordata; Actinopteri; Pleuronectiformes; Paralichthyidae.